This is a messenger RNA of Aspergillus wentii DTO 134E9, 2316 nucleotides long. Its product is annotated as putative C6 transcription factor. The record is from RefSeq and is a predicted model, not a curated record. Gene Ontology annotation, cellular component: nucleus. Gene Ontology annotation, molecular function: DNA-binding transcription factor activity, RNA polymerase II-specific; RNA polymerase II cis-regulatory region sequence-specific DNA binding; zinc ion binding. NCBI's taxonomy places the organism in Eukaryota, Fungi, Ascomycota, Eurotiomycetes, Eurotiales, Aspergillaceae. The transcript is spliced from 3 exons. Gene Ontology annotation, biological process: DNA-templated transcription; positive regulation of transcription from RNA polymerase II promoter by galactose. Bases 1 to 2316 code for a protein of 771 amino acids.
AUGUUCCACACCUUCGAGGGUUUUGGGAACCCCGACACCCCGACCAACGAGCGCCAGCAAUCUGUAAGCAGGCGCGUCACUACGCUUCGUGCCUGCACAUCAUGCCGCCAGCGCAAAAUCAAGUGUGAUGGCGACAAGCCAUGCGAAGCGUGUCGAUGGUAUAAAAAGGCCGACCUUUGCCAGUAUUCCGACCCUCGACCAUCAAGAAGACACGUGGAGAAACUGUCAAACAGUCUAGAUGAAUAUCGAAGUGUACUUGAAAGGCUGUUCCCUGACAUGCCCCCCGAAUCGCUUAUCCACUUGCCACGCGAAAACCUCCUGGAGCUAAUAGGCAGAAACCUACCGCAUCAACAUUCGCAGACACACCAUACAUCAUCACCAUCCACAUCUAUAUCAGUCGAUGUUCACAUAUCACCCUUUCCUAACGAAGAUGGCAACCUGGAGUCACUGCAGACUAUGCCAGAGGAAUUUACAGGUGAUCAACGCCCAAGCAACGGUAAUGUCGCCAAUGGCGUAUCAGACGACGUAAAUGCGUUGUCACUAUCGACUAGACAGCCCUCUUCGUACUUGGGAGUAUCUUCCGUCCAUGCAGUGCUCAAGGUAAUCGCCUGGAUUGCCCCAAACUCACUGUAUUUCUUCUCGCGAAUACCGGCUGUUGCUGGGAAACAGAAUCAUAUCAUGGAUUUUCCUUUUCCAGAAAAUACGAUUUGGCAGAAACAAGGCUAUGAAGAGGAACAAGGCAGUCCGCAGGUACAUCGGAAAAUAACUGAUAUGCAAUCUAUCGACGCCUAUUUCACUCACAUCCAACCAUUUGUGCCAAUGUUGGACGAGCAGUCCUUUCGACAGAGUUAUAUGUCUAAAUCCAGAAAGGACAGCCGCUGGCUUGCACUGCUAAACACCGUUCUGGCACUAGGAAGCAUCGUUGCGGGCACAUCAGACGAUACAUCUCAUCGGACCUACUUUCAGCGUGCCAAGAGCUACUUGGGACUCGACUCACUAGGAUGCUCCGAUCUAGAAACAGUACAAACUUUGGGGCUUAUUGGGGGAUAUUACCUCCACUAUAUCAGCCAGCCAAACCUUGCGUACUCACUCAUGGGUGCGGCAUUGCGCAUGGCUGCUGCUCUUGGGUUGCACAAGGAGUUCUCAAACAAUCGUGACGUUCCAAGUAAACAGAAGAUAGCAUCAAUGGACCUAAAACGAAGAGUGUGGUGGUCCUUGUUUUGCAUGGACACAUGGGGGAGUAUGACAUUGGGACGACCGAGCAUGGGCCGAGUUGGGCAUGCCAUCACAGUCCAGCUACCACAUUAUAGGGAUGCAGGAAAUAUACUCGGGAUUCUGCCUCUGAUCGAAAACAUCCGCUUCUGCAAGAUCGCAACACAAAUUCAAGAAGUCUUGGCAGUGGCGCCAUUAGUGAAACACGUUGAGAUCUCCCACUUCGAUAACCAGCUUUUGGAGUGGUACGAUGAUCUCCCGUCCGUUCUCAAAGACCACGAGCCAUGCUCUGAGUCUAUAUUGAUGACGAGAACUGUCAUGCGGUGGCGCUACUUCAACCUACGCAUGCUCCUCUACCGCCCGACACUUCUAAACUAUGCCAUGCGUCGGGUGCCAUAUAUUGCCUUGAGGGCCGAGGAGCGCAUGGCAAUCGAAAGGUGUAGAGAAAUCGCCGAGGUAGCGAUUCAGGAUAUUUGUGCCACCGCCACACAGAGCCAGAUGUCAGGAUGGAAUGCCGUCUGGUUUAUAUUCCAGGCCGCAAUGGUUCCACUUUUAGGACUGUUCCUCAGUGAUGACACCGUUGCAGAUCCCAGGGCUACUAUUGAAGGGUGCCAGGCGCAGGUUGACAUGGCUAUGCUUGUCCUGGCACGUAUGCAGACCUGGAGCCCGACAGCCAAGCGAACAUUAGAUGCUGUGGCCAGAUUAUUUGAAGCGAGCAAGCGAGGUCCAGACAUAAGUGAAGAGACCGACAGCACGAGCACUGGUAGCUAUACCGCAGCCCACGAAAAUUAUUUUCAUACGAUCACCCCUCCAAUUGUUCCAUCUCAACCAGACGCCGGGAGAAUAAUGAUCGCAGAAGACGGUGGUUUGCCCGACGCUUUGGUGUCUCAGUUCAUCGACAACUCUGUGAGUCAGGACCUUUGGGAUUAUCUCAGCUGGAGCGACCGUAGUAUGUGGCCUGCUCUGUCGGAUUCUGAAAAUACGAAUGACUCGAUCUUUUUGGGCCACAGUGACAAGGAUAAAAAUGGGAACAACAACUCGUCCUUUUUGAACAGCAUUGCAGAUACUGCAUAUCUUGUAAAUAUGUCAACAUCUUCUUACUGA